AUGAUAUAUUCGUCCGUUACUUGUGCCUUUACUGCAUGGUACUUUUUACUAAUUUUCCAUUCUGCAGCAGGAGCACAUGUUUUCUUCUGUGAUUUUGAAUCAAAUUCGACUUGUAGUGUAGAGAAUGGCAGUCCUGUUGACCCUCAACCGCCGCCAAUUAACUUCACUAUUCGAUCACCUUCAACACUUACUUAUCCUGAUCUCGGUCCUUUCUCUGGUCGUUCAUUUCUCUAUUGGUCGCGUCCUGAUGACUAUCCAUAUGCCGACGAAUUCAAUGGACGAAUACAUACUCCAAAAUUCCAUCAAACUGAUGGUACAAACAUGUGCCUACAAUUUACGUAUUACAUCAAAUCGACUGGUACUGACAAUGGUACGUGGCUAGAUGUAUCCACAGGAGGUUGCUAUGCUGCGUCCUUAUUUUUCAUUGAACAAGAUAAUAGUAACGGAUGGCAAACAAUGACAGUGCCUUUACACGAUGGCAAUUGUUCCAUUUCACUUUAUUUUACAGUGAAUCAGAGAACAUCGGUCAGAGUAGCAGUAGCACUCGAUGAGAUCAUCGUCGAUUGGUGCGAUGUGCUAGCACAAUCAACUACUACUACUACUCCUCCAAUAUCUAGCAGUCCAAUACAAUUCACUUUCUCUACUUCACUCAUUGUCACAUUUCUUAGCAUGAUUUUCUUAAAAUAA
Adineta ricciae is the source of this 687-nucleotide messenger RNA. Lineage: Eukaryota; Metazoa; Rotifera; Eurotatoria; Adinetida; Adinetidae. The record is from the annotation of a GenBank genome assembly.